AUGAUGUCUCCAGCAGUGGUGCUAUCAAGUCAAUUCCCGAAAAAUGGGAGCUACGAAUCCCAAGAAAGACUAUUACAAAAGGGAGUCAAACACAUGUACGAAAACGGGAUUGACCGCGUCCCGAGCAAGUACGUGUUGCCCGUUGCCGACCGUCCUAACAUAAUUCCACACAACACGGCCUGCCCGGAGCUUGACCUCGAGCUGCCCGUGAUUGACUUCGCCGAGUUGCUAGGCCCAAAUAGGGCCCAAGUCCUCAAGUCCCUGUCCUACGCCUGUGAGAACUACGGGUUCUUUCAGCUGGUGAACCACGAAAUACCGGAGGAGAUUAUAGGCGGAAUGGUGGACGUGAGUAGGAGAUUUUUCGAGAUGCCACUCUCGGAAAGAGAGAAGUACAUGUCGGCCGAUAUGAGCUCGCCGGUUAGAUAUGGGACGAGUUUCAAUCAAAAGAACGAUGGUGUGUACAGUUGGAGGGACUUUCUCAAGCUCGUUUGCCAUCCUCUACCCGACGUGCUUCCUCAUUGGCCGUCUUCUCCGCCCAACUUCAAGCAACUGGUUGUUAGCUACGCAAAAGAGACAAAAUCUUUGUUCCUAAUGCUGGUGGAGGCCAUCCUGGAAAGUCUAGGCUUCAAAAACACCGAAAUAAGGACAAAAACAUCGAAACCGAAAAAUGACAACGAUGAAAAUAAGACACUGAAAGAACUCGAAAAUGGAAGUCAACUAAUGGUUGUCAACUGCUACCCGCCGUGCCCGCAACCGGACUUGACUUUGGGCAUGCCGCCGCACUCGGAUUACGGGUUUUUAACGCUACUUCUUCAGGAUCGGGUCAAGGGGCUGCAGAUCCAACACCGGGAUGAAUGGGUCACGGUUCAGCCCAUACCCGGAUCAUUCGUUGUCAAUGUUGGAGACCACCUAGAGAUAUUUAGCAAUGGGAGGUACAAGAGCGUGCUACAUAGAGUUCUCGUAAAUUCGACGAAUUAUAGGAUAUCAGUGGCUUCACUGCACAGUUUCCCUUUCACAAGCACUGUUCGACCAGCGGACGAGCUUGUCACGGACACUAAUCCGAGGCGUUAUAAAGACACAGAUUUUGCUAGUUUCCUCAGUUACCUCAAAUCUUGUGACUCCAUCAAAAAGAAUUUCCUCGAGUCCAGAAAACUGCACUAUUAG
Messenger RNA from Striga hermonthica, 1164 nucleotides. Lineage: Eukaryota; Viridiplantae; Streptophyta; Magnoliopsida; Lamiales; Orobanchaceae. The record is from the annotation of a GenBank genome assembly.